Molecule: messenger RNA, 1290 nt
Organism: Aspergillus aculeatus ATCC 16872
Lineage: Eukaryota; Fungi; Ascomycota; Eurotiomycetes; Eurotiales; Aspergillaceae
Exons: 1
Coding region: 1-1290 (429 amino acids)
Source: RefSeq, a predicted model, not a curated record
AUGCACUGCAACAAAGCUCUGCUCUAUACCAACCUUUUGAUUUUAUUUGCUGCUGUCGUUGUUCAAGCACUCGACACCUGCACUAAAGAUGGGAAUGCCGUGCAGUGCUGUGCCGCUGCUGGCUUCCCGAUCCCGGGAGCUCUCACUAGGAAGCGAGCAUCGCACCGGGGGCUGUUUACUCGUGACGCAGCUUGCCCUUCUUCGGUCCAGUGUUGUGAGAAACAGGUCACCAGCACGGUGACAAAGUUGACCCCGGGCAGCUUCGGCGUACAGUGUGGAACCAAGUAUGACCCUGGCACCGACAGCCUGGAUCAGUCUACCGCAAACCUUGAAAUUGUUAAAUGCAACACCUUCCCCCUUUUCAGUGCAGACCCGCAGUACAAAGAUCAGGACUGUCUCAAGGUGACAGGUGGACCCAUCCUCGAUAGUAAUGGUGUGCCAAUCCCACUCACGAGCCCCUUCUACCACUUGGCUGUUAGCGGUACUCCAAUUAGCACCGAUCCCGGGCAUUACGGUGUUACCCAUGAUAAUCCGACUUGGUGCACCCAGCCAACGCCAUCCACUAUGCAGUGCUUUGUGCCCUUUAGCUACAUAGAAUCACAGAUUACUCCGCCACCUACUGACCUGUGCCACUCGUCCGUGUACGUCGGCUUGUUGCUCGACAUUGCCGGAAACACGUGCACAAUUCAGCCAGGACCAUUGACUGGCACAGGCAACUUCUUCCAAUCCGUCCUUGUCACCUUCUCAUGUGAGGACACAACUACUUGCCAGACACAGUGCUGCUGCCCUGUGCCGGUGGUGUCGAAGAAGCCCUGUGCUGCCGGUAGCGCUUACGCUCAAUCGGCAAAUGCUCUGAACGCCCCUCCUAUUGGGUGUGGCCACUGGGGCUGGUAUUUCCCAAAAGUGACGAGCGGCUUCACCGCUCCACUCAUCCUCGGUCAAACCACCAAUAUCGGUAGUGUGAUUGUCACUAUCAGUGGAAAUACCGUCAGCUGGGUUUACAACGUCAAUUCUGACUAUGGGCUCACUGAAGCCCAUGCGGAUGUGAUUUGUGGAGGCAUCGACUUGAAGCAUACCACGCCCCCGAAAGAUGGGGAUGCUUGUGUGCCUGGCAAAUUUACCAAGAACUCGGGCUGUCUCGCACCAGUUGCGGGUGGCGGCUGGUCGGCCAGUUACACAUGCAACAAUGGCGGACAAUUCUCGCUUGUCUUCCAUGCCAAGGUCGUUAAGUUUGUUGAUCCCACCAGCACCCAGUGCAAUGCAGUGGUUUGUCCGGACGCCAGUGAUUAG